Pochonia chlamydosporia 170 is the source of this 1311-nucleotide messenger RNA. RefSeq names its product extracellular membrane protein, 8-cysteine region, CFEM. The record is from RefSeq and is a predicted model, not a curated record. NCBI's taxonomy places the organism in Eukaryota, Fungi, Ascomycota, Sordariomycetes, Hypocreales, Clavicipitaceae. The transcript is spliced from 4 exons. Bases 1 to 1311 code for a protein of 436 amino acids.
AUGAGAUUGAAGAUUGGGUUUGCUUUUCUUUCGGCCCUGACAUUGCCAUACCUUUGUCUUGGCAGCGCGAAUACCUCGGUUCCGUCGGCAGCAGAGCUGGUUGCCUCACUGACGACUGUGCCGAAGUGUGCGCUUAACUGCCUCGCCCAGUCUGUUACCAAGGCACAAUGUGGCCUUCAAGAUCCACAAUGUAUUUGUGUUGACAAAUAUGUUGCUAUUGAAAGUGCUGGCACGCCCUGCAUCUUGAAGGCUUGUAACUUGACCGACGCAUUGUUCACCAAGAAUGUCACCGAAAGUGUUUGCAAUAGGCCGAUUAGGGACAAGAGUGGACGAUACGAUGCCAUGAACAUCACCAUGGGAGUCAUCACGGCACUCCUCGUUGUGAUUCGACUCGGAUUCAAAAAGUUUUUCAGCUACCGGAGAGAACUCGGUGCCGAUGAUUGGGUCAUUCUAGGAACUGUCGUCAUCGGAAUCCCUUGUACCAUUAUCAACAAAGUCGGCCUCACCGCGAAUGGCCUAGGCAAGGAUGUUUGGACAUUGCCGCCGGACGAGUUGACCAGAUUCGUCAUGUACUUCUACAUCAUGGAGGUUUUGUACUUGGCGGAAAUGUCCAUCAUCAAACUCAGCCUGUCACUCUUCUACUUGUACAUCUUUCCAGGAACGACGAUUCGCCGGCUGCUGUUGGGUACAGCUAUUUUCAACGUCAUCUUUGGGUUUACCUUUGUCACGACGGGCAUUUUCCAGUGUACUCCAGUCAGUCGAUACUGGACCCAGUAUGUCGAUAGCAACUCGACUGGACGUUGUAUCAACAUCAACUUGUUUGCGUGGAUCCAUGCUGCGCUCAACAUUGCCGUUGACGUGUGGAUGAUUGCGCUGCCGUUGAGCCAGAUUAAACGGCUGGAGCUUCACUGGAAGAAGAAGAUUGGCGUCACUUUUAUGUUUUUGAUCGGAACUUUUGUCACCGUUGUCUCAAUCUUGAGAUUACAGUCUCUCAUCAACUUUGCAAACUCGACCAAUCCAACAUGGGAUAACUGGAUCGUAGGUUGGUGGUCAACCAUUGAAGUCAACGUCGGCAUGAUUUGCACAUGCCUACCAACUGUGCGCCUGAUCCUUGUACGCGCGGCUCCUCGCAUCUUCAGCACCAACAUGUCUAGCAACAAGUCGCAUCCAACGCAUAAUGGCACCCGCGACCGAUAUAGUAGGAACAGCAAUAUGAUGGGCCACAAGCAGAUUGAACUGGCGAGCAUCGAGACGAACAUAAUUGACGUAGGAGAAAAGCCAAAGAAGGGAAAAGGGUUCUUUGGCGCAUGA